This is a messenger RNA of Piliocolobus tephrosceles (Ugandan red Colobus), 307 nucleotides long. Its product is annotated as inactive dipeptidyl peptidase 10-like. The annotation marks the transcript as partial. The record is from RefSeq and is a predicted model, not a curated record. Gene Ontology annotation, biological process: regulation of potassium ion transmembrane transport; proteolysis. The transcript is spliced from 3 exons. Gene Ontology annotation, cellular component: voltage-gated potassium channel complex; plasma membrane. Gene Ontology annotation, molecular function: serine-type peptidase activity; potassium channel regulator activity. Lineage: Eukaryota; Metazoa; Chordata; Mammalia; Primates; Cercopithecidae.
AACCAGGAGGCCAGUUGGUUACAGGUAAGUUCCAUAUUGACUAGGAUUCCGUACUCAUUGACAUGGAUAACGUCAUUGUAGCAAGAUUUGAUGGCAGAGGAAGUGGAUUCCUGGGUCUGAAAAUUUUGCAGGAGAUUCAUCGAAGAUUAGGUUCAGUAGAAGUAAAGGACCAAAUAACAGCUGUGAAAUUUUUGCUGAAACUGCCUUAUAUUGACUCCAAAAGAUUAAGCAUUUUUGGAAAGACAUCUGCAGUGUAUCAUGCCUUUGCAGUAUUCUACGCUUGUUGUCAACAAUAUUCAACAGAUAA